AUGGCUGGCAUCACCGCAGAGGUGCAAAAAGUGAUCGAGGGCUACUUGGCCAAAGCGAAAGGGGGCACACUGGUGCAGAGUGUCAACGGUUUGCACGACUUCCUGUUGAAGCAGAAGUUGGCCUGGAAACUCAAGCUGUCUUGCGAGUUUAUCGGGGUCCAUCCCGAAAAUAGGGAUGGACUCGGUAUCUCUGCGAGUCACGUGGCUGACUUGAUCAGCAACAUCUCGAGCAUCGGGUUCAGUGCCGCAGAAAGCAGGGCUAUCUGUAGCGAAAUUCCUGACGACAGUCGCGGCAAUGCCUGCCGAGACUUUAACCGUCGCUUGGCGGAAGAAGCUCAGGGCAAGCUGGCACCUGUGGAUCCUUCGAUCCUCAAGUUCGCCAGCAUCGUGGGCAGCCAUGCCAAUCAGGCUGGCCGGUGCUUUUGGUACGGAGUGCCACACCCUGACGAGAAGGUGACCAUCAACGGGAAGCUUAGCCUUGAGAAGCUGGCCACGGUCGAUGCUUCCUGGUGCUCUGCCAUCCGUGAAGGCCUUGAGUGGAUGGUCGUUUCCGCUCAGGUCGUGGAUUGCUUCCCCGAGUACGUGGGGCUCGCUCAAUCUGCCGGGAAUGCUUCCGGCCAGAUAGCUUCCGCCGAAGGGGAGCUGCAGCUGGCACGGAAGGUCAAUCUGGCCAUCGCCGACUUCCUUGCUCGGGGCGGGAAGGACACGAUCAACUACACCGACAUUUCGGCCGGCAUUUUGAGAUCCAAGCCGCCAUCGGCAAGUGCUUUGCCUGGCAUCUACACAUUCGUACUUCGGUACGGUGGUGGAGCUGGACCAGACUCUUUCCUCAGUAGGAGCGAGACCUUCAUCAGGGCCCACGGCUUCGCUGCCCGAUGCUUGGGUUCGGAGUUUUGGCAAGCGAUGGGAGCCGAGAUCAAAGGUGCCGCAAAUCAGAGGGUGAUUUGGAGGCACAUGCUGUUGAAACUGGCGUUUUGCGGCCCCGAGAAGCUGCUGAGCCUGGCCGACCUCCGGCGAGCCUUGUCGGCGAAGGACAUCCUCGCCAAAGCCGACGAAGCAGAGGCCCUUCGGAAGUACGAUGAUGUGGGGGCACCGGUGAACAAUGCUCGUGUCCUCGAGCUGGGAUUCGAGAAGGGGGUGCAGGUUAUCCGAAAAGCGGAUGACGUGGUGGCUGUGAUCGAAGAGAUCCUCCCGGACAAAGUCAUCUUGCAGCUCGCCAGCGACGGCUCCCGUGUCACCUCCUCGGCGACAGCAUUUAUCGACGGCAAAUGGAAAAAGCAUUCAGAGAAAGCCCAGCCAACCGAGCUGGAGCAGUGGUGGUCGUCUUCCCCAUCCGCCUCCCCUGAGUUUCUGGCCGCCACGAUCAAGGGCCGGGUCCUGUUGGCAAUGUUGCAACAGUGGGAGGGCUUCAAGCACGAGCAGAGCUUGCAAGUGUUUUCGAAGCCGAAGGAUGUGAAGUCGCUGAAGGCAUUCGCUGUUGGUACCCUCGCAGUGCCUGUCACCACGAGUCGUGUGGACAUCCGCCCCAGUGCCCAAGCCGGCUUGCAGGGUGCCAUCAUGAUUGGAAGCAUGAAAGGUGCAGGGCCGGAUAUGGCCGUUUACAUCCUCCCAACGGUGUCCUUUCCGAAGGACAGCAACAUCGGCUUCGUGUCCCCUGCUUGGAUCAUGAAGGCGAGCUGCGACAGAGACGAGUGCAACGUCGAGCUUGUUGGCCCCAACAAGAAUUGGAACAAGCAAAAGCUGGAGAAGCUGACCGCAGCGAUCCACUUGCCGUCUCUCAAAAACUUCCGCAAGAUCGAAGCCGAGGACUCCUUGAUCCUCUACAGGCCAGAUUUGGCGAAAGCGCAUGACAUCGAGAAGCUCCAGCCCGUGGCAUUGGCUCGCGACACCAUGUCCGAUGAUGAGCAGAUGGCUCCUGCAGAGGAUGCCGAGGCUCCAAAUGCGGAAAUACCGAUCUCCAUCCUGAAAGUCACGUGCGUCAAAGGGCCACACCUGAAGCAGCCUUGGCUCCCGGAUGUGCAAACGGUCGGUGGUGUGGAGUAUAUCAAACUUCACAAAUGGGAUCGGGAUCUCACCCUCUUCUCGACCGGAACACCGCUGAACUUCGCUGCCACAGGCAGGCGGCCAGCUCACAACAUAAAUGUGCAGUGGUUCGAGGAUACCAAAAGGCUUCGGCGGGAAGCUUGCGAUGCCGCCGUCAGGAAGAUCAUCGCAGAUGCAGCCGAGGCGGAGGGCAAGCCGGUGCCCCCGAGAAUCAGACCGGCCCGGGAAGAGGACCAAUUUCUUGUCGGCAAGACGGUGAUGCUCGAUUGCCCGGACAUUCUUGACCAGCACGAUCAGGUCUUGCAGCCGGCCAGGCAAAUCCAGUUUCUCUGGGGCACGACAAGCGACUUGUUCAUGGAACUGAAUGAAGACAACCUCGCCUACAUUCGUUGUGCCAUCAAGGAAUCCGCCCCUUUCAUCCAGCAGCCCAGCAAAAGGAACUUGGGUGUUGGACCGGCGGCCGUUUCUUGCACGAGCCUUUGUUUGAGGGCCUCGCUUGGCUUCAUUGUGGAGCUUUGCACCAUGUCUCAAAAGAGGCUUCGCGAUGAUGGUGUGAUGAAGAUGGAGGAGGACCCAACCGGGUCUUCGGCCGUGGAGGAUGCCUAUUGGUUGACGGGCGACGAUGGCUACGACUGGUGGGACGAGGCGGUCAUGAAAGACGAGCUGCAGGAGGAGGCGGAGCAAGAAGAAGUGCAGCUGGAGGAGGAGCCGGUGGCAGCGGCGCCAGUGCCGACGGCACCGGUGGCACCGGCAGAGCCGCCUUUGCCGCCGCCGCCGGGGCCGCCGCCGGUUGAUGGCCGUGGUGGUGGUGGACAGAAGGGCCAUGGCUUCCAGAUGGGAAGCAAGGGCUUCUACAAAGGGUAUGGCGGCGGGAACAACAAGAAGACCGGCCAGUGGUACCACAAGCAGCCCAAGUACCCCAAGUACGAGCACCAGUAUGACUAUGCCUACGACACCAAGUGGAAGGACUCCAGCUACUACAAGCACGACUCCAGCUACCCCAAGUACGACUCCAAGUAUGGAAAGAAGGAGUGGAAGGACGGCUGGAAGGACGACCGGAAUUCCACCAGCAAGAGUAUCCAGCACCAGCGGGAGAACCAGGACAUCCGAGCCACGAACAAGGCCUUGGUUGAGAGUGCUGCCGUGUACCAGCAGCACAUGGGGCAGGCUCUUGACACAAUGAGCAGGUUGACCCGCAUGCUAGAGGUCGACAGGACGUGA
Messenger RNA from Symbiodinium sp. CCMP2592, 3264 nucleotides. Lineage: Eukaryota; Dinophyceae; Suessiales; Symbiodiniaceae. The record is from the annotation of a GenBank genome assembly.